GGGGGGGUAUAAAUUAAUGUGUCGUCCGUGUUAGCUGUAGAUAUGUAGCUCUCUGGGUCUGCCCAAUAUUUUCCCAGAGAGCUACAGAUCUGCAGCUACUUUCAUGUAGAUGAAAAAUCAAACUGUGGCAAGGUGGCGAGACUAAGAGUUUAUCUACUUCUUUUAUGUUGUUUUUUUUUUUUUACUGGUUUUUUUUUUGUUUGUUUGUUGUUUUUUUUUGGUCUGUUUAUUAUUUUUUAAUAUUUUUUGUUGUUGAUAUUUUUUGUUUGGUCAUUUUUUCCCCCGGUUGAAGCAACCGGGGGAAAAAAUUACCCCCAAAAAAAUAUGAAAAACGAAACUGAUGACAAUUCGGUUGAUUUUUUUUGUUUGUUUGUUUGUUUGUUUUUUUUUUUUGGAUACUUCAAUUACACCCUGAAUGUAAUUGCGCCGACAAUAUUGAUAGAUUUAUUUUUUCUUCAAGUGAUAAACUGAACUUCCGAAAACACAAAGUUUGAUUUAAUAACAUCCCCAUAACCGGAAAAUGUCUCCUUGCUCUGUCCUGAGAUUUAAAGGUAAAAAAAGAUGUGUGUGCGGUAUACCUUUAAAUUACUUUUUGAAGUGACAAUGGUCAUAGACAGUUAAGCAUAAAUGAAAACAUUCCAUUAAAGCUAUCGGCUUGUGUGUCAUCCAAUAUUUCAGUAAGAGUUGUUAUCGCGUCCAUGGCGACGAGCCAUUGCUCCCUUUGUGUCACUAUCCACUAUUAAAAUCAGUGCCAUUAUUUAAGUAAAAUAUGUUUGCAUAAUUAUAGCACGACUUCAAAACCUUUCAUGUCCGUCAGAGCCCUAUCGAAUUCCAAUUUAUCAGUUCUACCACUGCUGUGUCAAUCAUAAAUCAAAACCAUGUGCAGGUCUUCCGUAUUCAUAAGACAUGCUGCAGUGUCCAUGCGGUGAACGGCGGGGUGGAUUGUCAUCACAAUGAUUGCUACAGAAGUUCAUGUAUCCGUAUAGUGCCAGGUUUACAGGUUAUUCUUUCUCGUUGUAUAAUGGAACAAGAGUCGACAGAAAAAGAUAUUGAACACACUAAUGCAGUUAGAAGAAGGCUGCUGGAGUCUCAGGAGGAACCGAUAUCAGUGAUCAGGGAGGAAACAGAGGAGGAACUGAAAGCAAAUGACGUCACCCGGCCCCUGACCAGUAAAGGCCGCCUACAGACCCACUUUCCCCAGCAAAGUCGUCCUUUAUCAAGUAAAAACAAAUACCCCCGUCCAGGAAGCACUCGAUCACAGGGGUCCAGUCGACCAGGAACUGGUUCCAGAAAAACAGUAAGUCGAGCCAGCAGUAGAAAGUCCCGACCAGAAAGUAGGGGAUCUCGACUGGAAAAGUCCAUUCCUGGCUCGGAUCAUAGUGAAAGCGAUGAAGAAAUCCAGACAAAACCAAGAGAUCGUGUACCGGAGAUUGAUUUCACCACCGUGGAUAUCAGUGAUGAAAAAGCCUUUGAUACUGAUCUGGAGGAUAAAGGAGCAGGUGCAGCCCCUGGAGUUUCUAUUGACCUGGUUGCAGACUUCCAGUAUCUGAGAACAGCUUAUGCUAUAGACACAAACCUCAAGUUUAGCGAUAAUCUUUUUGCAGCUCUUAAAACCACUACUGCAUAUGAUCCAACAGGAAGAACAGCCUAUAUAGAAGGAUGCAAAAAAGUGGGUGUGGUCCCUGCCUCCUAUUUCCUACGCCACAUGAAUGACCCCCAUCUUAGUAUGAAGCACCACGGUCUGGGAUCCCAGGGAAUGAGAGCUAUUGCAAUGUCAUUAGUGUCCAAUACUAGUGUUUUGACCCUUGACCUAAGUGAUAAUUGGUUGGGGCAACAAGGAGGUCAUGCUGUGUGUGAGAUGCUCAGGGAUAACUGUUUUAUUACACAUUUAAAUCUAUCUGACAACAAGCUUGGUCUACAGAGUGCAGAAUCAUUGUCACAAAUACUACAGCAAAACUCCACCCUGACACAUGUCACCUUGUCUGGCAAUGAUUUUGAUGACAAGGCAGCAGUCCACUUAUCAGAUGCAAUAACGAACACAACAAAACUAGAGUACUUGAAUUUAAGCCAUAAUCUGUUUGGUGAGAAUGCUGGAGUGAUCCUGGGCCCAGCCAUUGCUGACAAUAGCUCACUCAAAGAACUUGAUCUCAGUUGGAACUCCAUGCGCAGAAAAGGAGCUGUUGCAAUUGCUCAGGGUCUAAAGAAUAAUGUUUACAUGAAGAAGAUAAAUCUAGCUUGGAAUGGCUUUGGACUGGAGGGAACUAUUGCUCUGGGGGAUGCUUUAAAGGGGAACCAAGUUUUAGAGGAGUUAGAUUUAACAAAUAACAGAAUAACAUCAGAGGGAGCUGUAUUAAUUGGAAAAGGCGUAUCUUUGAAUGAAACAUUGACUGUACUUAGAAUGGGCAGAAAUCCAAUGCAGACAGCGGGGUGUUAUGGGAUUUGUGCAGCCAUUCUUAGAAAUCCAAAUUCUGCACUGAAAGAAAUUGAUUUUAGGGACAUCCUUGUUAAUAAGGAUUUUAAUGAUAUUUUCAAACAAGUUCAAGAACAGAUUCCUGACAUUAAGAUGAGGCAUGGUGGAAUGGAACCACCCAUGAAGCCACGGGCGAGGAUCCACCCAAUGGUUAAACUAACCAAUUAUAUAGAAAAGAACAAUCUUCGCUUAGUGGACUUCUUUAAUAAAUUUGACAAAGAUGGAAGUAUGAGUGUUACGUAUGCGGAAUUCCAGCAAGGAAUUGAGUGUGCAAAGGCAGCCUUACAAAAACUUGUGAAAUCUGAAACCCUCAAGGACACUGGAAUAAAGCUCUCUCAUGAUGAAGUACAGAUCUUGCUGAAAGAACUGGACAGUGAUGGGGAUGGAGAAAUCAACUUUAGUGAGAUGGUGAGUGGACAUACUGGGUUCCAAGAAAGUCAGCAGGAAAACAUUAAUGUGAUUCUGACCGCUACACAAGCCAGACCCGUAACAACAUAACAGAAACAGACUAAACAAGCCAGACCCGUAACAACAUACCAGCAACAGACUGAAAAUCUUUGUGACCUUGAUAGACUGCAAACGUCUGUCCAUUAUUUAGCCAUAACAAGAAUUUUUGGACAUGAAGGAAUUUAUGGUUAUUGUUUUUUUUUUUUUACAAAUGAAAAAUUCUGGUUUCUUACAAUAUGUUUACAUUUUAGAUGAUUUUAUGUCCUUACUGUUCUGUGCUAGGAUAAUUUCCCUGUAAAAAUAAAUAUACACAGGUGU
Molecule: messenger RNA, 3235 nt
Organism: Ostrea edulis (European flat oyster)
Lineage: Eukaryota; Metazoa; Mollusca; Bivalvia; Ostreida; Ostreidae
Product: leucine-rich repeat-containing protein 74B-like
Exons: 15
Coding region: 1022-2968 (648 amino acids)
Molecular function (GO): calcium ion binding; protein binding
Source: RefSeq, a predicted model, not a curated record